AUGGCCAACUUCAUCGACUACAUCGUCAACUUCGAUGGCUACCCGCUGCAGGCGUACCUGCUCAAGAACAUUGAUUUGGUCGGAUACAUUGCAUCUUUCUACCUUGUCAUGGUGGGCAAGGGCGACCGCAUUCUGAGCUGGUGGAACGCGCGUAAGCCGCUGGCCCCCAAUGCCGCAGCGAAGCAGAACGGCGCCAACAAGGAGAUGGUGGCGGCGCUCAAGUCAUGCUACACUGCUGCCUCCAUGUACCACCUGGUCGUCAGCAUCGCGGGCGCCGCCAUCUCCUGCAUGCUGGUGCCCGCCAUGGCGCAGUCCCUCCUGGCAAACUCCUUCUUUGAGGUUAUGUGUCUUUGGGAUGACACUCGCAUCUACAAGGGCUACGUCGCCUUCGCCCUCAGUGCCGCGGUGAUGGUGAAAGUAGUGGAGCAGCUCGAUACGUUCUUCCUGAUCCUGCGCGACUACAUUGUCGCCUCUCCAGCGCAGAAAGAGAAGCAGGUGCGCCGCGUGCAGCCCUCGCACUGGUGGUUCCAGGGGCUCAUUGCUCUUUACUUCUGGCACACCUACAGCAUUGGCACCAGCUGCUUCACGAUGAUCGCCACCCUUACGAUGGUCAUGUCUGCUGCCCGCAACUUCGUCUACAUGCAGCAGGAUACCGCGCAGGCCCAUGGAAAGUCCGCAGCAGCAGUCAAGUUGAACAGCGCGAUCGUGGCGCUGGACAUGAUGGAGUGGAUCGGUUGUAGCGCACUCUCCGUCUACGCCAGCCUCAUGAACUACACGGACAAGCGCGGGUGCAUGACGAUGCAGGCGAAUGUGCGCAUGGCCCUCGUCAUGUACGUGACGGCUGUCGUGCUGCGUCUCCGCGAACUGAUCAAGGGCGCGGAGGGCCUGGCUGCGCGCGAGUCCAAGAAGCACCAGUAG
Molecule: messenger RNA, 918 nt
Organism: Leishmania braziliensis MHOM/BR/75/M2904
Lineage: Eukaryota; Euglenozoa; Kinetoplastea; Trypanosomatida; Trypanosomatidae
Exons: 1
Coding region: 1-918 (305 amino acids)
Biological process (GO): fatty acid elongation, monounsaturated fatty acid; sphingolipid biosynthetic process; fatty acid elongation, polyunsaturated fatty acid
Cellular component (GO): endoplasmic reticulum membrane
Molecular function (GO): fatty acid elongase activity
Source: RefSeq, a predicted model, not a curated record